Molecule: messenger RNA, 1104 nt
Organism: Vigna angularis (adzuki bean)
Lineage: Eukaryota; Viridiplantae; Streptophyta; Magnoliopsida; Fabales; Fabaceae
Product: sulfiredoxin, chloroplastic/mitochondrial
Exons: 3
Coding region: 316-762 (148 amino acids)
Biological process (GO): cellular response to oxidative stress
Cellular component (GO): cytoplasm
Molecular function (GO): sulfiredoxin activity
Source: RefSeq, a predicted model, not a curated record
UAAUGCCAAUCCAUAGUGGCCAGUGUUCUACAAGUUCAUGAGAAAGAACGAUCGCUGCCAUGGUUCCCGGCGAAGUUGAAAAUUAUUUGGAAUCAAUUUUAAGGGAAAACCUCUCACCAAUUUGUGGAGCGAAUUCCGUGUUGAAGGGUCUUUUAUAUAGCUUCAAAAGAACAAUCUUGGUCGUUGAAUUUAAGUGGGCCAUGCUUGAGUGGUGAUAGCAAUCAUCAGGUUCUCCGUUCACACCAUUUUGACUAUAUAUUUAGAACCGUGAGAGGAAAAAAUGUAAUAAACUUGGUAAGAAGAAGAAGAAGAAAAAUGGCAAAUUUUGUUCUGCGAGUUCCAAAUACCAUAAGGAGUUUCGCCAUGUUUGCUUCGUCCAACCCCAACGGUGCUCCACCUGGUGGCUCUGGAAGCAGUAGUGGUGGGGGUGGAGGUCCUGUGAUAUUGGAAAUUCCUAUAGAUAAGAUUAGAAGGCCUUUGAUGAGGACCAGAGCAAAUGAUCCAAACAAAGUAAAGGAAUUAAUGGAUAGUAUCAAGGAAAUUGGUCUCCAAGUACCUGAUCUAUUGGAUGUAGUUGGAAUUGGAUUUAUGUGCUUAAAUUGCUUCUUUCUUUGGUCUUCAAGCUUUGGCUAUUCAGAUCUGCGAGUACAGAAAAAAAAAUGUGAAAGCAACCAACUUAAAACGAUUUUUAUGGAUUUGUUGGAACAAUUUUUCACUGGAAUUUGGAAUAGCAGUAUCUGCGUUCCCACUCCAAACUGUUAAUGAGCUAUUAUCUUUGCAUAGAAAGAUUUUUCCCUUUUUCCUUAUUGUUACUUUCAUUUAAGAGGUAAGAGUUUCAUGUUUCGCUGAAGGAGAUUUUGAGAUGUCUUUCUUUGUAGUAUCUCCACCAUUAACAGGGCGACCCUUAUGUUUGUUAGCCAUAGAUAGAGCCUUUAGUAGUUAUCAAGGUCCCCUCUCUUUCAGAGUCAGAUUUUUUUAGGAGUUUACCAAUGGAUGCAAAGAUUCAUUGUUACAGCCAUUUUCUUUUAUAUUGUGUACUUGUGACUGAGGCUUAGUUGAGACAACAAUCCUAAAACAUUUAUUCUCCAAUUCUUGUAUUUUUUU